AGCCAAGAGCGAGGAGACAAGGGUGCGGGAGAUUAGUUGUGUGGGCAGUGCGGGUGGGGCUUGAGGGCGGCUGGUGAGUACUGCGGGGGAGACCUUGGUUUGGAGUUUUCUACAGUCUUGCAGUCUUGCCCCCGUUGGGUAGAAUCACACUGCUCGCCUUUGUACAAGAAACGGUGUCUCCUGAGGCAAGGAAGGAGCCAGGAUGGCCUGGGCUCUGAAGCUGCCUCUGGCCGAUGAGGUGAUUGAAUCCGGGCUGGUGCAGGACUUUGAUGCUAGUCUAUCCGGGAUCGGCCAGGAACUGGGUGCUGGUGCCUAUAGCAUGAGUGAUGUCCUAGCAUUGCCUAUUUUUAAGCAAGAAGAGUCAAGUUUGCCUCCAGAUAAUGAGAAUAAAAUCCUCCCUUUUCAAUACGUGCUUUGUGCUGCCACCUCUCCAGCAGUGAAACUCCAUGAUGAAACCCUGACAUAUCUCAAUCAAGGCCAGUCUUAUGAAAUCCGAAUGCUAGACAAUAGGAAACUUGGAGAACUUCCAGAAAUUAAUGGCAAGUUGGUGAAGAGUAUAUUCCGUGUCGUGUUCCAUGACAGACGGCUACAAUACACUGAACAUCAGCAGCUGGAGGGCUGGAGGUGGAACCGACCUGGAGAUAGAAUUCUUGACAUAGAUAUCCCAAUGUCUGUGGGUAUAAUCGAUCCUAGGGCUAAUCCAAACCAACUAAAUACAGUGGAGUUCCUGUGGGACCCUGCAAAGAGGACAUCUGUGUUUAUUCAGGUGCAUUGUAUUAGCACAGAGUUCACUAUGAGGAAACAUGGUGGAGAGAAGGGAGUGCCAUUUCGAGUACAAAUCGAUACCUUCAAGGAGAAUGAGAACGGGGAAUAUACUGAGCACUUACACUCAGCCAGCUGCCAGAUCAAAGUCUUCAAGCCCAAAGGUGCAGACAGAAAACAAAAAACAGAUAGGGAGAAAAUGGAGAAACGAACGCCUCAUGAGAAGGAGAAAUAUCAACCUUCCUAUGAGACAACUAUACUCACAGAGUGUUCUCCGUGGCCCGAGAUCACAUAUGUCAAUAAUUCCCCAUCACCUGGCUUCAACAGUUCCCAUAGCAGUUUUUCUCUUGGGGAAGGAAAUGGUUCACCAAACCACCAGCCAGAGCCACCCCCUCCAGUCACAGAUAACCUCUUGCCAACAACCACACCUCAGGAGGCUCAGCAGUGGUUGCAUCGAAACCGUUUUUCUACAUUCACAAGGCUUUUUACAAACUUCUCAGGGGCAGAUUUAUUGAAACUAACUAGAGAUGAUGUGAUUCAAAUCUGUGGCCCUGCAGAUGGAAUCAGACUUUUUAAUGCAUUGAAAGGCCGGAUGGUGCGCCCAAGGCUAACCAUUUAUGUUUGUCAGGAAUCCUUGCAACUGAGGGAGCAGCAGCAACAGCAGCAGCAACAGCAGCAGAAGCAUGAGGAUGGAGACUCAAAUGGUACUUUCUUCGUUUACCAUGCCAUCUACCUAGAAGAACUGACAGCUGUUGAACUGACAGAAAAAAUUGCUCAGCUUUUCAGCAUUUCCCCUUGCCAGAUCAGCCAGAUCUACAAGCAGGGGCCAACAGGAAUCCAUGUGCUCAUUAGUGACGAGAUGAUACAGAACUUUCAGGAGGAAGCCUGUUUUAUUCUGGACACAAUGAAAGCAGAAACCAAUGAUAGCUAUCAUAUCAUACUGAAGUAGGUGUGGGGCAUUCCAUCCUCAGUGGCUGCUGCUGCUUUCACCUAUUGGGAACUCCCCUCUUGAAGGGGGUCGCAAAUGGAGCUUUGAAGGGCUGCAAGAACCUGACCCAUCUGACUGUGUCCAGGCCUUGGAGGCAGAAUCCCAGGCAUCUGGAUCUGUGUUGGCCCAGGCUCUUAGGGCACCCACAGAUUACUGCCCAACGUGCAUUUCUACAACUAUUUCUUAUUUAAAAUUUCUGGACCCUAUUGUUGUUGAAUAUCAGUAGAAACUCCACAUCAUUUAGGGUGUGUGUAGGGCAUAAUGAUGAUGAGAAUUGUGUGAUGUUUAAUGGAAAGAUGUUAAAUUUUGUGAUAUGGAGCCAUGUAGUUUUUUUUUUUCUAACAUAAAAGCAAACAUCUAGGGCUUCCCUGGUGGUGGCGCAGUGGUUGAGAGUCUGCCUGCCGAUGCAGGGGAUACGGGUUCGUGCCCCGGUCCGGGAAGAUCCCACAUGCCGCGGAGCGGCUGGGCCCGUGAGCCAUGGCCGCUGAGCCUGCGCGUCCGGAGCCUGUGCUCUGCAAUGGGAGAGGCCACAACAGUGAGAGGCCCGCGUACUGCAAAAAGAGAAAAAAAAAAAAAAAAAGCAAACAUCUAUAUUCAUAAGACUAGAUCCUCAACCUUCUUUGCCCCUGAAAACCUCAUUAAAGAAAAAUACGGAGAAAGAAGAAAAUUCUUCUUUUGAUUCCCGUGUAAUUCCAUGACUAAUAGUAAUUUUAGGUAACAUUUAUUGCACAUUUAGUUGUGUCAGGCAGUGUGAUAAAUUCUUUAAAUAGAUUAUCUUGUUUAAAUUCUCUUAACAGCCCUAUAUGAAGUAGGUAAUAAUGAUCCCUAAUUGAAGAUGAGGAAAUGGAGACGGAGUGGCCGAGGAGCCUGCUGAGUAACAGGCAGCUAGCAGCUAGUGACACUGAAAUGCAAACCCAGGCCGUCUGGCUCUUAUUAACUGCCAUCUGUGACUGCCACCCUUGCAGUCCUCUGUGCUUGCCACCGUUUCUUACUGUGGCUCUUCUGGUGAAUUGGAUAUAACACUGAGCGAGAACUGAGGAUUUAACACCAAAAGGGACAAACCACACCUAAAUAAUGAUGAACAAAUCAAGACCUACAAAAAAAUGAAAACAUAGACACUUUCAAGCAUCAUCAGUUAUCAGAUUCACAGAAUUUGAGGUGGUGACAACUAGGGAUUAUCUGUAACUCCCCAAAUUCACUGUUCUUGAAUGACCUUCUCCAACUAUUUAUUAAUGAGUUAGACUAACCUCUGCUUUCUCUUUCCCCUCUCUGCAUCUUCUCUUGGUAUAGAAAGUUCUUUUACUCAUGUAGCGUUCUUUUAUACAAGCUUUACAAGAAAUUCAUUCCCAUCCUGUUUGCAUUCUUACCAUAUACUUUAGUUCUUCCUGAUUGUGAUUGUGUGCUCUUGUGUGUGCGCAUGUGUAAGACUAUGGGUCUUUUUUCACAUGUAAAGUUUUAUCCAGAAACCCCUCUACAUGUUAUGCUGAGGUGAAAAAUGACAAUGUUCAAAAGAUUCUGUAUUGGAUUUGGAUCUGUGUGUGUGUGUAUUUUUAAAGCAUUUGAUAAAGUUUAAAUGUUUUUAUACAGAGAUUUUCGUUCAUUAAAAUCAACCUUCAGCAUGGUCUGUUUUCUUUUGGUUUGAAAGAAAUGGAAAAUUUUGAAACUAGAAAAUUAAGUCAAAUGACUUGUUUAAAAUCGACCUGGACAACUUGACAUAUUAGGCCAAAAUACUUUUUUAGUGACUGAUUACCAGAUGUCCCCAUUUUGGGGGGACAUUUCUAAUUGUAUUAUGUUCCUAGGACUGGUUCUCAGCUUCAGGGAAGUCACCUCUCUCCCCAGCAGGCUGCUAUUUUUUAUUUUUAUUUAUUUAUUUAUUCCAAUUCUUUCUGAAUGUUAGGCUGGGAGGGUUGGACUUUUAUGGUCCCUUCUAAAUCUGAAUCUGUGACUCUUGUUUACUGUAAAUGAUACACAGAAUUCUAUUAAUAUAUUUACUAUAAACUUACACUUACUAAUUUUUACUUGGAGA
This is a messenger RNA of Mesoplodon densirostris (Blainville's beaked whale), 3776 nucleotides long. RefSeq names its product transcription factor CP2 (gene TFCP2). Gene Ontology annotation, biological process: positive regulation of transcription by RNA polymerase II. Gene Ontology annotation, molecular function: RNA polymerase II cis-regulatory region sequence-specific DNA binding; DNA-binding transcription activator activity, RNA polymerase II-specific. Gene Ontology annotation, cellular component: nucleus. NCBI's taxonomy places the organism in Eukaryota, Metazoa, Chordata, Mammalia, Artiodactyla, Ziphiidae. The transcript has 15 exons. The coding region runs from base 203 to 1711 and encodes 502 amino acids. The record is from RefSeq and is a predicted model, not a curated record.